This is a messenger RNA of Branchiostoma belcheri (Belcher's lancelet), 2616 nucleotides long. Its product is annotated as matrix metalloproteinase-17-like. NCBI's taxonomy places the organism in Eukaryota, Metazoa, Chordata, Leptocardii, Amphioxiformes, Branchiostomatidae. Bases 275 to 1735 code for a protein of 486 amino acids. Gene Ontology annotation, biological process: collagen catabolic process; extracellular matrix organization; proteolysis. The transcript is spliced from 8 exons. Gene Ontology annotation, molecular function: metalloendopeptidase activity; zinc ion binding. Gene Ontology annotation, cellular component: extracellular matrix. The record is from RefSeq and is a predicted model, not a curated record.
GGGAUCAGACACCGCGCGUGACGCUAUGAGAAGGUGCAUUUGGUGCCGGCUGGAACCGCAGACCGCACCUGACCGCAUAGUAGGGCGUUUCAGCCGCUUCAUUCUGUACAUACGUGGUGCGCAUACGCAACAAAACUAGUGACGGCUUCUACUUCAAUAGACACAAGCUUCGCGAGAGGAGAGAGAGCAUGCAGAGCGCCUGUAGUCGUGGUGGGACCAGGGCACGGGAACUGUCACCGAGAAGGCGCGAAGUGGUCGGCGGGCAGCAGACGAGAUGAGGCCGCUGGAUGUUCUACUCCUCAUCGGUGUCGUCCUCGCUUGGGAACUAGCUUUAGCAGACACCAGGGACGGGAGUUACGAGGUGACAAAAUGGAAUAGUCCAAAUGAGAUAGGUGAGAACCGAGCAAACAGUACAUCAUGGGUGGGCGCAGGAGUGUUGAGAGGAGGUACAGAUGACAAAGAAGAUGAUGGAAUGGACGACUUGGUCUGUGGGUUUGACGACUCUGUCCUUGACGCCACUCAUGACAGCAAUGGGAGGGUGAAGAGAUAUUCCUUAUACGCGAGUAAGUGGAAAAAGAAACAUCUGUACUACCGCAUCGUCAACUCGCCGCACGACAACGAAGCUGAGAAGUACCGGGUACAAAACACGGUGGCACGCGCCAUCAAGCUGUGGAGCGACGCCUCGCCCCUCACGUUUUACGAGGCGAAGGACGGACAGAAGGCAGAUUUCGUGGUAAAGUUUAUCAAGGGUGAUCACAACGACGGGUACCCUUUUGAUGGGGAAGGUGGCAUCUAUGCGCAUGCAUUCUUCCCCCAAGAUGGUGACGUACAUUUUGACAAUGAUGAAAUCUGGGCUCUCAAACAGGAGAACAGCCCGAAGAAGGACCUCUUCAUCAUCGCAGCCCACGAACUAGGGCACAGCCUGGGUCUGGGACACUCUAAGGUAGACGGGGCGGUCAUGAGGCCAAAGUACAGGGACAUCAUGAAACAUAAGGACAUGGAGAAACUGUCUGCUGAUGACACGGCUGCUAUACAGGCGGUUUACGGUCCAUGCCCUAAAGUGGAGUACUGGUUAAAAGACCUCCUGAAGAGAAGAACAAAGCCAGCGAUCAGUAAACGAAGACCCAGCACGUGUUCUGGACCUUUUGAUGCCAUGUUCAUGGGUGCAGACAUGAGGACCUACGUCAUGAGAGGCAGGUACUACUGGAGGCUGAAUGAAGAAAAGAUGAUCGGCCGGCCGCAGCCGCUGCUGAUCAAACAUCGCUGGCCAGGGCUCCCGGGGAACGUCAACGCUGCUGUGACGUCUUACUACACAAAAAGAACAUACUUCUUCAAAGGUGAUCGACUUUGGAGAUACAACAACAACAUCCUGGACAGCAGUUUUCCUAUAAAAACAAAGGGCACGGGUUUGCCAAAGAACCCAGAUGCCGCUCUGGUCUGGGGCCCUAAAAACAGAAUCGUCAUCUUCAGGGGCAAAAAAUUCUGGGUCUGGAACGAAUUCACUAGAAAAGUCGAUCCAGGAUUUCCUAAACUGAUCCGCAAAUACUGGCACGGAGUGCCCAAUCACCUAGACGCAGCCUUACGCUGGAAAAAUGGCAUAACUUACUUCUUCAAGAGUGGAUAUUACUGGAAAUUUGAGGAUGACUUUGAGAAAACAGCCAAGUGUUACCCGCGCCCGGUGGCACUGUAUUGGAGCAGUUGUGGUGGAACCUCGCUGGAGAGAUAUGGAACAUGAGCGGAGGCCGCCAUCUUGGAUUUGCCUGGCCUUUUUGACCUUGACGUUUGUUUUGAACAUUGUGUUCCUUCCCAGCUUGGAAAUUGAGGAGUGUCAACUUCAGUGUAGAAUGUCACAGUAGACUGAUGCAGGCUGAAACCACAAGCCUAACAUUACAGGAUCAUUCAAAUUAGAAAUGACACAGGCUGCUUUCCUUAAUAAUGACUUAUUUUCUCAUAUUACAAGACACAUAUUUAGCAGGUAUGGGAAGAGCUUGACAAUUACAUUGUAUGGUGUGAAUUUUUCAUAAAAUGCUACUGUAACAACAAACCAUAUCAUAUGAUAUGAAUCAUCUAUUUUACUGUAAGAGCUUUUUCCUGAUUGGAUUCACUAGGUUUGCUCUCCAUUUCUGAACUUUCUAUGUCAGCUACAUGUAUGUUAUGUACCAUUGUGUAUCAUCAACCAUUCUGUACAGUUAAAAUAUAGGAUUGUUUCAAUGUAGCAUCAGUGAAUGAAAUGGUUUACUGAAUCUAUGGUGCUUUUGAACAUUUUUGGUGCUGUUGUGUCUGUUUUGUCCAAUACAUUUACAGAUAUAUUAUAUGUCAUGAAUAUGAAGGAAGAAGGAAACAAAUGUAGAGUUGAAUGGAAGUGGAGUUCAACAAAGAAUGUGAUGUUCAAGAGAUAGUGAACCUGCAGUUCAAAGAUGUGGUGCUAGAUGGGGCUAUAAAGUGGAUGGUACAGUACAUUUUCUUGUUUGCAUUGGUACUGUCUCUAAUUCUUACAGCUACAUGUUCGGAACAUUUGGCUGACAACUUGAUUAAGCAAUAAACAUAAAUUGUAGAUUUUACAAACAACUGUAACUUAUUUCCUUUCAAAUGAAUGCCUUCAUUGUGAUGUGGUUG